AUGGAAUCAAUUAAGAAUGCUCUCACUCAAGCAGGUGACUACGUUCAACAAGCAGCACAUACUGUAGUAGAAGCUAUCCGUGGUAAUGAAAAUGAAGAAACACCAAAAGAUGAUGCUGAUCAUUCCAAAGGUAGUGAUGAUGAUGAAAAAAAAGAGAAAAAUAUUGAUAGUAAAACAAAAAAAUUUGAUAAAGAACAAGAUGCUACUCUUCAAAAAAGUGAAAUAACAUCUACAGCUGGUGGUUAUCAAGAUUCAGCACAAAAAAGUGAUGCAAAAGUAUUAGCCACAUCAUGGCCAGAUUUAAAAGGUAAAACACGUCAAGAAGCUGAAGAAAGAAUUAAAGCUAAAGGUUAUUCAAAUAUUAAAAUUAUGAAAAAAGGUACAUCUUCAACAACUGAACAUGAUGAAUCCCGUGUUAUGUUAUUUGUUGAUGAUAAUGAUAUUGUUGUUGAAGAACCUAAAGUUGGUUAAUU
Molecule: messenger RNA, 473 nt
Organism: Adineta steineri
Lineage: Eukaryota; Metazoa; Rotifera; Eurotatoria; Adinetida; Adinetidae
Source: the annotation of a GenBank genome assembly